Grosmannia clavigera kw1407 is the source of this 894-nucleotide messenger RNA. Its product is annotated as serine/threonine-protein kinase psk1. NCBI's taxonomy places the organism in Eukaryota, Fungi, Ascomycota, Sordariomycetes, Ophiostomatales, Ophiostomataceae. Bases 1 to 894 code for a protein of 297 amino acids. Gene Ontology annotation, molecular function: dihydroneopterin aldolase activity. The transcript has 2 exons. Gene Ontology annotation, biological process: folic acid-containing compound metabolic process. The record is from RefSeq and is a predicted model, not a curated record.
AUGUCUGCCCUUGCCAACACCUGGGGCGUCCGCAUGACGGCUGGUGAGCCUGUUGCGGUCGUCCGUGUGCGCAACGUGCAGACGAGCCUGCCGGCGACGACGACGGCGGCGUCUGCACACGACGCCUGGGCGCGAGCCGGGCGUGGGCAGCCGCUACUGGUGUCGGCUGAGGUAGGCCUGUCAGCGCCGUUUCCCGAGGCGUCGGCGGACGACCGUGUUGCCGACGACACGGUGCACUACGGCAUCCUUAGCAAGGCCAUCCUGCGAAGCGUGGAAGCCCUGUCAGGCAAGGAUGCCAGCGGCCAAGACAGUGUGGACGGGCCAUCGUCUUCAUCAGGACUGUACGGCGUUCUCGAUGCCAUCUGGACGGACCUCACAGGCUUCCGCCUGGACGGACAGCAGUCCGCGAAGGAGACGAGCAAGAAGCCCGUGUUGGACAUGUCACGCGUGCAGUUGCUGGCCGUGUCGCUGCAUCUGCCCAAGGCUUCGCUGGUGGGUGACGGCGUGUCGCUGACGGCGACAGCGACGCCAAAGACGUCUCGGACGGCUAUCGCCCUGCGGUUGCACCGGUUGCGGGUGCCGACGCUGAUCGGUGUGCAUCCACACGAGCGGCAGGCCAAGCAGGCCGUGGUGGCCGACGUGAUCGUGGACCGGUAUGGCGAGCAGGUCGACGGAUAUGCGACGCUGGAGGCGCUGGUCGUAAAGAUCCUCGACACGAGCGAAUAUGAAACACUUGAGGCGCUGGCAACACACAUUGCCAAGAACGUCUUGGCAUCAAAGAACGCCUCAUCGGCCGGGUGGCAGGUCCAUGUGGCGCUGGAGAAGCCGAUCGCGGUGCCGUUUGCCGAUGCGCCCGUGGUGGAGGUGCGGAUGGGCAGCGACAGCAGAAGCUAA